Molecule: messenger RNA, 2308 nt
Organism: Triticum aestivum (bread wheat)
Lineage: Eukaryota; Viridiplantae; Streptophyta; Magnoliopsida; Poales; Poaceae
Product: receptor-like protein EIX2
Exons: 2
Coding region: 427-2136 (569 amino acids)
Molecular function (GO): protein binding
Source: RefSeq, a predicted model, not a curated record
GUCUGGUCGCCUCUCUCUUCUCCCACUCCCCACCUCUCCGCCGCCGUCAAACUCCACGCCUCGCCGGUGCGAACUGGGAGAGUUGGGGCGCACAAGACAAGACUAGUGAGCGACGUCCGAUCUGCAGGCGGGCGGUGUCGCGGUCGAUCUGCAGGUGGAUGGGGAUGGACGCGCACCUCCACGACCGAGGACUCCUCCGUUGACUCCUGCUUCGACGCCGACAAGGAUGGUGUCUGAUUGCUUUUGCCCGAGUGUCCAAACUAAUUGAGUCCACUCCUUAUUAUCUCCAAAAAAGGAGAAUUGAAAGUCUCCGGUCCAAGCUAAUGACCAAAUCUUGGGUAGAAAUUCCAACCUCAGCCUGUCAUUGUUGACUGUCUGAAUCAACAAAAUCUAGCUGCAACUUGACUACAGGAAACGUUUGCCCUGAUGGCCAGGCCAUACUCCUAUAUAUUGCAGCAUAAGAGAGAAGCUGCUCUGUCUCAUUUCCAUCUGCCAUUUCCAACCAACAUGAUUAAGCUUGGGCUCCUCAUCCGAGGAACUGCGCUGCUCCUUUGCCUAUUGAUCUUCCGAGCAGCACACUCUUUGAGAUUAGCCAUCAAACAAAAAUGGGUUCCUCCAUUUAGAUUGAAGGUCGCAGGUUUCGCUUCAUGCCAAGUGGGACCCAGUUUUCCAGAGUGGCUUAGAUGGCAAUCUGACAUUGAUGUUCUUGUUCUUAGUAAUGCAAAUCUAGAUGAUGUUAUUCCUGAUUGGUUUUGGGUGACAUUUUCCCGAGCUUCAUUCUUGCAAGCAUCAGGAAACAAAUUGCAUGGCUCAUUACCGGCAGAUCUACAACACAUGUCAGCUGACCACAUAUAUCUUGGGUCCAAUAAGUUUACCGGACAAGUUCCACGGUUACCUAUAAAUAUAUCAAGACUAAACCUAUCUUCAAACUCUUUCUCUGGGUUAUUACCAUCAGAGCUGAAUGCUCCACUACUUGGAGAGUUUUUGCUUGCUAAUAAUCAACUUACAGGCACCAUCCCGUCGUCUAUAUGCCAGUUGACUAGACUGAAUAGGUUGGACCUAUCAGGAAACCAUCUUACUGGAGAUAUUAUACAGUGCUGGAAGGAAUCUGAUGCAAACUCUACAAAUCAAUUUGGUUUUGACAUGCUAAGCUUAUCCCUGAAUAACAACAGUCUCACUGGUGAAUUCCCUAAGUUUCUUCAAAGGUCGUCAAGGUUAAUGUUCCUUGAUCUUUCUUACAAUAGGUUAUUUGGAGGAUUGCCAGAAUGGUUGCCAGAAAAAAUGCCGCAUCUGAAAAUAUUAAGAGUGAGAUCAAAUAUGUUCAGCGGUCAUAUUCCAAAGAAUCUCACUUCCCUUGACAGUCUCCAUUAUUUGGACAUAGCAUACAACAACAUAUCAGGAAGCAUAGCAUGGUCUUUGUCAAACCUGAAGGCAAUGAUGACAGUGGUGUCGGAGGACACAGAGGAUUACAUUUUUGAAGAGAGCAUCCCAGUAAACACGAAGGACCAAAAACGUGACUAUACCUUUGCAAUCUACAAGCUACUAGUGAUUCUUGAUUUGUCAAGUAAUAGUUUGACAUGGCAUGUUCCGGAGGAGAUAACUCUACUCAUUGGGCUUACCAAUCUGAACUUGUCAAAUAAUCAACUCACAGGGCCAAUCCCAAACCACAUUGGUGAUUUAAGGCAGUUGGACUCACUCGACCUAUCCUUCAAUGAGUUUUCUGGUGCAAUACCAUCAAGUUUGUCAGCUUUAACUUAUUUGAGCUACUUGAACUUGUUAUACAACAAUCUGUCCGGUGCAAUACCAUCCGGACAACAACUACAAGCUCUUGAUAACCAGAUGUAUAUCUACAUCGGCAACCCUGGCCUUUGUGGAGGUCCUGUCGGCGGGAACUGCUCAUCACAUAAUGCAGAGCAAAGUGGCCUCGGAGAUAUGAAUGAUAUGCCUUCCCUUUACAUUGCCAUGAGCAUUGGGUUUGUGGUGGGUCUGUGGACAGUUUUCUGCACCAUGUUGAUGAAGAGAACCUGGAGGGAUGCGUUCUUCCGGUUUAUUGAUAGGACGUACGACAUGGUUUAUGUGCAAGUCGCUAUAAGGUGGGCUCACGUGAUGGAGAAAACUCAAGAAAGUGCACCAUGAAGUGGCCAACUCUGCAGCAAGUAAAUUGUUUGUAUCUAAAUAUUAUCUGUAUGUUUGCACCAUAUCACUAUUUGUAGCUCUAAAUUAGCCUGGACGUAUGUACUGUUUUGUAUUGUUAUUUGUAUGUUGCCACCUUAUCUCUAUUUUUAGCUCUAAAUGAGCCUUGGCUGGA